Molecule: messenger RNA, 593 nt
Organism: Medioppia subpectinata
Lineage: Eukaryota; Metazoa; Arthropoda; Arachnida; Sarcoptiformes; Oppiidae
Source: the annotation of a GenBank genome assembly
UGAACUGAUCCGAUGGUCGGACACUGUUUUGCUCAAAAACGACAAAUCUGUAGACAAACAAACGGUCACUGAUAUAGCGAAGAAUGUCUACGAAUCUGUUAAUAGUCUCGUCCAGUUAUGUAUCGAUCGCUACAAUAGCAGAGAAAACGCUGUCAAGAAUAACGAGGAGAGAACGUCAGCGCCAACCGGCGGGUCGUCGGCCGGACUGUUCACUCAAACGUUGGGCCGACCGACCAAAAAGCCGGCACCCAUUUCGCUGGCGCUGUUGAACUCGUCGUCGGCGCACAGAUCGUCGCUCCCGGAGAUACCACUCUCUCCGCGCGAGAAGGAGAUCCUCGAGACGACAAACUUUCCGACUCCACCGCCGGUUCCCUUCCGGAGCGCUCAUAUCGAUCGCCUAAAUCACUCGCUAUCGUCGGACAAUGUCCUCAAUUCCUCGUCUCGCGGGGAUGUCUUUGACGGUCCAAUUCAAGCGCCACCAAAGCCUCCGUUACCCGUCGGCGUCGACGGUCUGCCUCUCUCUGUGUCCAAUAUAGUGGAGAGCGGCGUCGAAGACCGCUCGGCUGCCCGCCCGCCACCGCUUCCGCCCAAAA